This is a messenger RNA of Scomber japonicus (chub mackerel), 1458 nucleotides long. RefSeq names its product zinc finger protein Gfi-1b-like. The transcript has 7 exons. The record is from RefSeq and is a predicted model, not a curated record. NCBI's taxonomy places the organism in Eukaryota, Metazoa, Chordata, Actinopteri, Scombriformes, Scombridae. Gene Ontology annotation, molecular function: DNA-binding transcription factor activity, RNA polymerase II-specific; RNA polymerase II cis-regulatory region sequence-specific DNA binding. Gene Ontology annotation, biological process: regulation of transcription by RNA polymerase II. The coding region runs from base 508 to 1359 and encodes 283 amino acids.
GUGUGUCAACACUUUCUGAAGAAUUUUCAGCACAGUUGUCCACCCUCUUCCUCUCGCAUUGGCUUUAUCUGGCCUACCUCAGUCAAUCUGAUGCUGUGUGUAAUUUGUGCACCACUGCAACAUAUUCACAAUUUGCACACAAGAAAAAGUUUUUAAAGGAGAGCUGGACAGAUUUUGUGCUGCUGCGAGUGUGCUUCUGUGUUUGGGUUUGUGUGAGGAAGCAGUGUGGUUGGAGUGUCGCUCUGAGGUGUCAGAGCUGAAACACUUCCUCGUCUCUACUCUCAUCACACCAACCUGCAGAGAAUAUCAACGGCUCACAGCCUCUGUAACAGCACACUGAUCUCACAUGUGACACACUGAGUGCACAUUGCCUGACCUGACUUGUCAGACUCUUUUCUCAGUUAAAUUAUUAGUGUGACGUGUGAGACGUUAAGAGGCAACUGAUAGAGCGUGAUAUCUGAUUACUUUGAUUUCAAGCGCAGAACUGGUCUUCCUCACUCCUGAGUGAUGCCUCGUUCUUUCUUGGUGAAGCGAGGAGGGUUGCACUACCUUCGGCCUGCAGAGAGAGACCCUGACCCUGGAUCAACCACGCUGUAUUCUCCUGCUGCCAAACACCCUGAUGGAGACGAGCACCUUCAGCCAUUCAAUCCCAAAUCUUACGUCUGUAGAUCUCCUGAGCCCUGCAGUCCUGUCAAUGAAAAUUCUUUAAGUCCCUUUGAAAAAGCCGGAUCUCCUACACCAGCACUCUGGUCCAGAACCCCUGUGAACUCAGAAUAUCCAGACAAACUGUCAGGGGGACUGGGAGACUUGACUCAGCACCCUCAGGUCCUCAGGGAGACCAAGAGCUCGAAGAUCAGCACUCUGAGGCAAGAGUGUCCAUUCUGUAGCAAAAUAUGUUCAUGUCUGUCCAGUUUAAAGACACACCUCAAGAGUCAUACAAGCAGGUCACCUCUGUCACCAGCACGCAUUAAGUCCAGCAGGACAGAUACUGAACGUACACCAUGCAGGGGCAAGGAGAGGACGUUUGGCUGUACCGUAUGCGGAAAAGUGUUCAAGCGCUCCUCCACCCUCUCCACUCAUCUGCUCAUACAUUCAGACACCCGACCGUAUCCCUGCCAGUACUGCGGCAAGAGGUUCCACCAGAAGUCUGACAUGAAGAAACACACCUUCAUACAUACUGGAGAGAAACCCCAUGUGUGUCAGAUAUGUGGGAAGGCAUUCAGCCAGAGCUCCAACCUCAUCACCCACAGCCGUAAACACAGGGACGACCGGCCCUACCGCUGCCCUCGCUGCCUCUACAGUUUCCAGCACAAAGUGGACCUACGGCAGCACCAGGAGCACCACUGCACCUACCGUUGACUUUCAAACAGUCCAGCCAACAUCUGCAGCCUUUUGUCAUAGGGAAUACUUUGAGGACAUACUAUAAAGCUACUGACUGUGUUGUCUUCAUGACCAAGU